Molecule: messenger RNA, 1035 nt
Organism: Penicillium canescens
Lineage: Eukaryota; Fungi; Ascomycota; Eurotiomycetes; Eurotiales; Aspergillaceae
Product: zinc-dependent alcohol dehydrogenase
Exons: 5
Coding region: 1-1035 (344 amino acids)
Molecular function (GO): zinc ion binding; oxidoreductase activity
Source: RefSeq, a predicted model, not a curated record
AUGGGCUCCCCCGAUAUCCCACAAACCCAAACCGUCGCCCUGGUCAAAGAACUCGGGGGGCAAGUUGAAUUCAAAACAGAUUAUCCCGUACCAACACCAGGACCAAAUGAAGUCCUAGCAAAGGUGCUAUACACCGGCGUUUGCCAGAGUGACCUCCACACAAAACAGGGAACAGCAGCAGGCCCAGACGGAACCCCAAUUACAAAGAUUAAACUCCCACACGUCGGCGGCCACGAAGGAAUAGGCCGAGUCAUUGCCCUCGGCCCAGAUAUAACACAUACAACAGACCUCAAGCUAGGCAGUCUCGUCGGCAUCCGAUUCGCAAGCCGGAUCUGUCGACGCUGCGAAUUUUGUCUUGCUGGUACGGAACAGUACUGUGUUGCUAGUACGAACCAUUUGCAUCAUGAGGAUGGCAGUUUUCAGCAGUAUAUUGCGCUUGAUGCGGAUUAUUUGACGUUGCUUCCUGAUGAUGUUGAUCCGAAGGUUAUGGGGCCCGUUCUUUGUGCUGGUUUGACGGCGUAUAAGGCAGUUUUGAACGCGAAUAUUCGGCCUGGAAAUUGGGUUGUUGUUGUUGGGGCUGGUGGCGGGCUUGGGCAUUUGGCUGUUCAAUAUGCCAGGGCCCAAGGCGCAUUGGUCAUUGGUGUCGAUACCGGGCCUGGCAAAGGGGACUUUGUGAAAUCAAUUGGCGCUCAGCACUUCAUUGAUUUCGCCACUGAGGAUCCCGUCAAGAAGGUCAAAGAGGUUACCGGACUUGGUGCGCACGCUGCAGUUGUUACUGCAGGCAAUGCAAAGGCUUUCGCUCAUGCUUGCGAUAUGCUUCGCGUGGGAGGGACAUUGAGCUGCGUGGGUAUCCCACCCGGACGACCGUGUCUGGAGACUCCCAUCUGUACUAUCGUGAUCAAGGGGCUUAGGAUUACCGGUAACUUGGUCGGGUCACUGAAAGAGUGUAUGGAGGCUGUGGAUCUUGUGCGAAGGGGUGUUGUGAAGCCUGUUGUCAAGGUCCGGCAGUUCACGGAGCUGCCGCAGGUUCACUGA